Lindgomyces ingoldianus is the source of this 1428-nucleotide messenger RNA. RefSeq names its product MFS general substrate transporter. Gene Ontology annotation, molecular function: carbohydrate:proton symporter activity. Lineage: Eukaryota; Fungi; Ascomycota; Dothideomycetes; Pleosporales; Lindgomycetaceae. The record is from RefSeq and is a predicted model, not a curated record. Bases 124 to 1428 code for a protein of 434 amino acids. The transcript has 4 exons. Gene Ontology annotation, biological process: carbohydrate transport; transmembrane transport. Gene Ontology annotation, cellular component: membrane.
CUCCCACGACUGUCGUUAAUCCGCCGCCGAAGCAGUAUUUCUUCGACAGCUCAUGAAGGGUCAACCUGCGCAUUCCUUUGGCUGUUCGCAAACAUCCCUUUGACAACCACACAAUUGAACAACAUGCCGUCGAAUUUCUUCAAGAAUCGCAGGGUCUACCUGCUCACGAGCGUUGCCUACAUGGGUUAUGAUACGGGUGUAAUGGGAAGUGUGCUCGCUCUGAGAGCCUUCAAAAAAGACUUCGGGCUCCCAACCGAUUCAUCCGGCUUCGCCAGCUCUAAGAAUGCCUAUGUCUCCUCCAACGUUGUGUCCCUUCUCACUGCAGGAUGUUUCUUUGGGGCCAUCUCCGCAGUAUUUAUCAACGAGCGCUUCGGCCGUCGCCACUCGCCGAUGUUCUUUUCCGUCAUCUUUCUCAUCGGUGCUGCAAUCCAAACUGGUGAACAUCAUGAAAUCGGUAUGAUCUACGGGGGUCGUGUCAUUGCUGGAUUGGGUAUUGGCGGCAUGUCCUCUAUCACUCCAGUCUUCGUUUCCGAGAACUGCCCACCGCAUGUCCGAGGUCGGAUUGCUGGUCUCUCUCAGGAGUUCUUGGUUAUUGGAUGUACAUUUGCCUAUUGGUUAGAUUAUGUCGUAUCACUCCAUAUCCCGCAAGGGCGCUAUUCAGAAGCAGCCCAGAGCCCCUCCCAUGUCCGCUGUGAACCAGAAGGCCAUCCGGACGUCAUAAAAGAAUUAGCCGAGAUCCGUACCGCCAUCGAGGAAGAGUUGAAUGCUACCGAAGGCGUCACUUGGCGAGAAUGCCUGCUACCGGGAAACCGAUAUCGUUUCGUGACCGGUUUUUGCUUGAUGUUCUGGCAGCAGUUCUCCGGUACGAGUAGUAUUGGAUACUAUACACCUCAAAUUUUCCAGAUGGUCGGGGUGUCCAAAAGCUCGUCCUCUUUAUUCGCCACAGGUGUUUAUGGCACUGUCAAAGUGGUUACAACAGGCCUCUUCCUCAUCAUCAGAAUUGAUCAGUUUGCUCGCAAGAAGUCACUAAUGGCUGAGCUCUGCAGGACGGCCUUUACGAAACGUAAAACCUACACGACGCUCCGCUCAAAAUUUUCCGCUGUAUUGUUCCGUGGAAGUAUAUACAAAACACGGCCAUUAUACGAUUCUCUGCGUCAAUCCCUAGGUGAUGCUAGGAUAUUUGGUGGUGCAGGGAAGAAGUCACAUUUCUACGAUAUCAAGGUUGCUGUAACAUCGACGGACGAGCUUGCUAAAAACGCAAUCAUCAUGGCCAACUACAAUCGACAGGGAGAAAACUAUGCACGCCACAUCUUUCAGCGUCCAUCAGAUCCAAGUAAAGAGCCUAUGAUAUGGGAGGCCGCUGCCGCAUCCGCGGCCGCUCCGCCUUAUUUCACCGCUUUUUGGCAUCCGGAAACAAGCCGUACUUAG